Trifolium pratense (red clover) is the source of this 1065-nucleotide messenger RNA. RefSeq names its product esterase CG5412-like. The transcript has 6 exons. NCBI's taxonomy places the organism in Eukaryota, Viridiplantae, Streptophyta, Magnoliopsida, Fabales, Fabaceae. The record is from RefSeq and is a predicted model, not a curated record. The coding region runs from base 35 to 724 and encodes 229 amino acids.
CAACACUGACUACUAUGAAGCAAGUGACAACAUCAUGGAAAAACAAAUCCAAAACAAACCCAGAUUCCUCUGUCUCCAUGGAUUCAGGACCAGUGGACAAAUCCUCAAAAAACAAGUCUUACGUUGGCCUGAAUCUGUAAAACAAAAAUUGGACCUCGUUUUCCUCGAUGGUCAAUUUCCAGCACAAGGAAAAUCAGAUGUUGAAGGCAUUUUUGAUCCUCCUUAUUAUGAAUGGUUCCAAGCCAAUCAGGAUUUCACUGAGUAUAAGAACUUUGAUGAAUGCUUAGUAUACAUUGAAGAUUAUAUGCUAAAAAAUGGUCCUUUUGAUGGUGUUCUUGGAUUCUCUCAGGGUGCAUUUUUAGCGGCUGCAAUGCCAGGAAUGCAAGAACAGGGACUAGCACUUCAAAAGAUAAACAAGAUCAAGUUCCUGAUUCUGAUAUCAGGAGCCAUGUUUGGUGGAAUGAAGUAUGGAACACCUAAACUAGCUUCCAAUGCAUUUUCAGAACCAAUUAAUUGUCCAUCUCUUCACAUUAUAGGCGAGGCAGAUUUUAUGAAGCCAGAAAGCAUUAUUUUGCAAAAGGCUUUUGUUGAUCCUGUUGUGAUCAAUCACCCAAAAGGGCAUACAAUACCAAGACUUGAUGAAAAGAGCCUUGCAACUAUGCUUGGUUUUAUUGACAAAAUCCAAGGAAUGCUAUCAGAUUCAGAUGGUCACAGCAAGAAUUGAAUUUUCAAGUAGAUUUUUUGUUCCCUUUCUAUGAGACUAUGAAACUUCAUUUAAUAUAUACAACAAUUUUGUGGGAAAAUGUCUUUAGUGUGUUAUAGACUUAAAGCUAUUAUCUAUGUUGAAUAUAUACAUAGGGGGUCUAAGUCUCACUGAAUGAUAGAGGAAACAAUUAGAAAUGAGAGAGUGAGAUUGUUCAUAUUUCAUAGUGAAAUUUGUUGUUGCUAUGGAAAUAGUCCAACUUGAGAGCACCACCUAAUUUUGAUGUGUUUUGAGUCUUGACAAGCUAUAAAGAUGAAUCUGAUAUAAGUAGCUAUCAUAAGAUGUUAGCUACUUGUUAGUUA